Durotheca rogersii is the source of this 2271-nucleotide messenger RNA. RefSeq lists its product as uncharacterized. NCBI's taxonomy places the organism in Eukaryota, Fungi, Ascomycota, Sordariomycetes, Xylariales, Xylariaceae. The record is from RefSeq and is a predicted model, not a curated record. The transcript is spliced from 3 exons. The coding region runs from base 1 to 2271 and encodes 756 amino acids. Gene Ontology annotation, biological process: eisosome assembly.
AUGGCCACGGUUGAUGAGGCCCACGAGAGUCGGCGCCGACAGCUACCCGAUGACGACACCAAGCCUACAGUCCACUCGGGCAAACUUGUUUACGCCAAACCUCGCGAUCUCCCGAGCUUCCCGUCUAUUGGCCUCACGGAAAAAGGAUCUGCAGCCAGUGCAGCAGCAGCUUUGGGCUGGGCCUCCAACGCGUUGCCCGAGCUCUCCAAGUCGGACAGAUCUGCGCCAGCUUCGGCUGCAGCUGUCAUGACCAAAUACCAAAAAGUAGGCCCUACCUCCGAACCCAAGACUGGACAGCGCGAGAACAAAGCUGCGCUCGUCGCGUCGCAGUCUGCGAUGAGUACCAAUACUGGAAGGCCUCCCUCCGUCACCCACGUCCCUCCCAGCCACUCGGCCGCAGGCGCGGCUCUCAUAUCUACUCGCGAUGCGCCGCCGGCUAGUCCCCACACAAGCGCGCUGGGACGCCGGGGGUCGCUGCUUGCUGCCAAAGGCGCCAUGGCUAAUCGCCAGAGAGCCAAGUCAACCCCCGUCCCGAGGGAAUCGUAUCCGGACGAGGCAAACGCUGCCGCUAAUGCUCUGAGCGCCGCGACCCGAGCCCACAGACCAGCGCGAUCACUGACAAUAAGCGGCGCAAGCGAGAGGCCCAGCACUAUUCCCUAUACGACCAUGCACAGGGACAUGUUCACGUCGCGGCCUCCGGUUCAAGCGGAAGUUGACGAGCAGAAGAAAGCCGAUGUGUUACACGCGUCGGCUGUCGCGAUGGCCAAGAAAAUGUACACCCAGCAGCAGAAGAUGAUCGAUGCUAAGAAGUCGCAUGACAAUGCGGCCCCUCUUCAUGACCAGGCCGAUGUCCUCACUAGUGUUAGCGACGAUACGCAGCCCGCGCAUCUGACAAGCCUGCAAGACGCAGCUUACAAACAGGCACAAGCGCGCCUCGCCAGAAUACACGAAGAGCACAUCAAAGCCCGGGACUUCCAGGAGCAUUACGGGGCUAGGCAGCUUACGCGACACUUCUCGAUUAGGGGUAAAUUCAGGAGACGAUCGUCUAGUGACGGUGACAUCAUCGAAGAUCGUAGGCGAUCCCAGCACAUCAGACAACAAAUGUCCCUGUUCUCGAACAAGGUCUCGGAGGUGGACGAGAGGAAGCGCCAACAGGAUCGGGAUGCUCUGCUUGCUGCUGCCCAAAGGAACGUCCACGAACGACUGAAGGGAAUAGACGAGAAGAUUGCCGCGGAAACCGGGAUGAUGCCUCCGUCGACUCUCACACAGUGGGAGCUGAAGGCGCUUGCCGCUGCCCAAGCUCGAGGCGAUCAACGUGCCGAGCACAGGGGCCAAGUUGACAUAGGUGCCGGGAAGUUCAUGGACCAGGAGGACAUUGACGCCAUCGCUGCGGCUAGGGUUCAGCCCGUGUUAGACGAGAUCGAAAAGAAGGUAGAGGAGGAGCACGCGAGGCAAACAGAGUUACGCUUGCAGGCGGAGAGAAAGAAAGAGGAGGAUGCGAUUGAGAAGGCCCGCCAGAAGGAAAUUCAAGACAUAAACAAGAAGCUUAAAGAGCGGGAAAAGUCGCAGCAGAGAAAGAGGAAAGCCGAGGAGAAGCACGAGGCUAAGGCUAGGAGGGAAGAAGAGAGAACAGCCAAGGCCGAGCAAAGGCGGUUAGCCAAGACCGAGAAGCGCAAAUCUGCAGCUGAUCUAGCUGACGGGAGCCAUCGGCAGCCAGAGGCAAUGGGGGGUACGAUCGCUUUAAAUACCGGGGGGCAGCCAAUCAGCAUCCCACCUCCGGACCCCGACGCCACCACAGAUGCUACCGGAGCAGCCGAGGCCAGAUCGUCGGAUAGGCAACCUGGAUUGCCCGGCGAAAAUUCGUCGAGGGGUGGAGUAAAGAGCUGGUUUAAGAACCGGUUUUCUCGGGGAUCGAAAGCUUGGGAGGAGGAGGAGGAGGAGGGGUCCAACGACAACCCCCCCAGGAGCUUUAUCGGCGGCGCGGCUCUAACGGGCAUGGAAAGGCCUGACAGCGUAACCAGUUCCAGCGUCCGAGCUGUCGCCAUGGCUGGCCGGCGGCAGACUGCCGGGAGGAGCAUUCUCGGGGAAGAACGCUCGCUUUCCGGGGAAACGACGAGCAGCUCGAGCGACGGCAGGGAGCCGCACGGCGAGGCUUCUUCGCGGGAUCUGCCCCGGACCGCUCUAACGCUCCCGAGGCCGACCAAGGAUCCGUCGUCGGCCGCGAUGAGCGGCAGCCCCGGGAGGGAUUCGAGGUUUCACGAGAUGGUGUAA